Molecule: messenger RNA, 955 nt
Organism: Condylura cristata (star-nosed mole)
Lineage: Eukaryota; Metazoa; Chordata; Mammalia; Eulipotyphla; Talpidae
Gene: EPSTI1
Product: epithelial stromal interaction 1 (breast)
Exons: 11
Coding region: 1-909 (302 amino acids)
Source: RefSeq, a predicted model, not a curated record
AUGUACACCCACAGCAAGGUGGUCGGCUCCAGGCUUGGCGCCUCCACCUCCCCCACCACCAAGGACCCCUCAGGUUGGCACCGGGAGCUGGGCCGGCCGCAGGGGGCCAGGCAGUGUUUGGAUAAGUUCCCCGAGAGCCCUUCGCGGAGAAACCAGGUGCAAGCGGGCGAGCAGCGCACAGGAGCAUACACCUUGAUAACACCAAAUGAAAACCGAAGAAAUCAGAUACAAAGAAUUGCUGAGAAGGAACUGGAGAACCUGGAGAAGUGGAAGGAGCAACACAGAGCAAAGCCAAUUAACCUGGCGCCGAAGAGGCUAGGUGGAAGCCAAUCAGAGGCUGAAGUCAGGCAGAAACAACAACUACAGCUGAUGCAAUACAAAUACCAGCAAAAGCUAAAAAGAGAGGAAUCUAAAAGAAUCAAGAAGGAAGCUGAAGAAGCUGAAAUAAAAACAAUGAAGAUGGUUCAAAGAGAGAAGAGCAACAAGCUAGAGGAGAAAAGACUUCAAGAAAACCUAAGAAGAGAAAAAUUUAGAGGGCAUCAGCAAUACAACACUGCUGAGUUCAUGAGCAGGCUGGACUCUGGGUUACCAAGCAGAAAUACCUGUCAAGUUGCUCUUCCUGAAGCCAAGUCUUCUCCUUGGUCCAGAAGCCGAGCUUAUAAGGAUUCUCUAAAGGAAGAAGAAAAUAGAAAAUUGCAGAAGAUGAAGGAGGAACAACAUCAGAAGAGUGAGUUACUGGAAUUUAAACGACAACAAGAAGAGGAAGAGAGAAUCAAAACUCACCAGUCUGAACAGAGGAGGGUAAAUAAUGCUUUUCUGGACCGACUCCAAGGCAAAAGUCAACCAGGUGGCCUGGAGCAGUUUGGAGGCUAUUGGAAUAUGAAUAGUGGUAACAGCUGGGAUUUUUGAGAAACAUUUCCUUGCAUCUGAUCUUCGUCAAGUGACCUUGACCACC